Messenger RNA from Bipolaris oryzae ATCC 44560, 2553 nucleotides. RefSeq lists its product as uncharacterized. The transcript has 2 exons. Lineage: Eukaryota; Fungi; Ascomycota; Dothideomycetes; Pleosporales; Pleosporaceae. Gene Ontology annotation, cellular component: mitochondrial membrane. Bases 1 to 2553 code for a protein of 850 amino acids. The record is from RefSeq and is a predicted model, not a curated record.
AUGACCCGCUCAGGCGAGGCGCAGAACCCUCCAGCUUCACCCUCCUCUACCCCCGAACAAGCUCCCGACCUCAGCAUAACUGCAGACGAUAAUGUACAUCUCCACGCAGCCGGCUACAAUGAGUCGCCGGAUCGUGGCCUCAUACACAGCUUCGCGCGCUUCCGCUCCUCGCCUCUGGACUUUUUACGCGAAGUAUCGCUUCAUUUCUCUGGAACAGGAUGGCGGUCCUUUGAUCACCACGUCGGCCAGCCAGAGUUUUACUCGGGCUUCAGCGAAGAUAUGAAGGGAAGGGUCCUGAGCAGCCCAAUGCUCAUCGCCAAAAUACGUGAGCUGGCGGACAAGAGAAUUGAGGUUGAGGUCAAGCAAGGAUUGCUAAAUGAUGACGACAGAAAGUCUAAGAGGAGAGCCGAGAUCGAAGAGUCACUCAUGCAGGUCAGCGAGGGCUGGACAGACUCGAUGAUAUGCAAAAUGGAGAGCAGGCCGUUCAUAAGAGGUGCAUACUACUUUGCAACUCAGCUCCUCACCAGGGCAUACCACCAGGGUGUUCAUGUUUCGAGCGAGGAAGUCCUGCGGUUACGCGCGGUAGCUGAAAAAGCAGCCAAGGACAAGCACUCGAUCAUAUUCCUGCCUUGCCAUCGCUCCCAUGUCGACUACGUUUCCCUACAGAUUAUCUGCUACAGGCUUGGUCUUGCGCUGCCCACCGUUGUAGCCGGUGACAACCUAAACUUCCCAGUUGUGGGUUCAUUUCUUCAACAUGCGGGCGCCAUGUGGAUACGACGGAGCUUCGGAGACGACCAACUGUAUAUCACGCUAGUUCAGGCAUACAUAGAUACUCUGUUGCGAUGUGGUUAUAACCUCGAGUGCUUCGUCGAAGGAGGCAGGAGUCGGACAGGCAAGCUUCUGCCACCAAAGUUUGGCAUUUUGAGUUACAUGCUGGAUAGUGUUGCCAGUGGCCGGGUAGACGAUGCCAUCAUUUGUCCGGUUUCAACACAGUACGACAAGGUGAUUGAGGUUGACUCGUAUAUCAGUGAGCUCCUCGGCCAGCCAAAGCCAAAAGAAAACCUCAUGGAUUUCCUGUCUGCUUCUUCCGUCCUCUCCCUCAAGCUUGGUCGUGUAGAUGUCCGUUUCCACGAGCCUUGGUCUCUCAAGUCAUUCAUCACCCAACAACGCGAUCGCUUCUCCAAACUACCCCAACAAAUCGAUACCAAAGAAGAUCGACUCCGUAUCCUCCGCACGCUGGGGUACAAAGUGCUAUCGGAAAUCAACGACGUCUCAGUAGUCAUGCCCACGGCGUUGGUUGGUACCGUCUUGCUCACACUUCGCGGUCGCGGUGUCGGCAAAACUGAACUUAUCCGACGCGUAGAAUGGCUCAGCGACCGAGUACGGGCCCAAGGCGGCCGUGUAGCACACUUUGGCAAUCUCCCCACCAGCGUUGUCGUCGACCGUGCACUUGAAGUGCUCGGCCCAGGACUUGUCGGUCUUGUACCCGAUCUCCCAGAAGACACAUUCUACGCCGUCGAUCGAUUCCAGCUCUCUUUCUACCGCAACAUGACCAUUCAUCUGUUCAUCUUGCAAAGUCUCGUCAGCGCAGCGCUAUACACACACGUCAAGCAAGGCGGCGGGCCCGAGUACCAACGCAUGUCAUACACCGAUCUACGUGCCCAAGUCCAUUUCCUCUCCCAGCUCUUCCGCGGCGAAUUCAUUUUCCCAACCGAAGGCCUCGACACCAACCUCUCGAAAACCCUCCUCGGCCUCGAAAAAGACGACGUCAUAACCCUAACUCGCUCUUCCCCAGAACCUUCCUCUUCAGAAACCCCCUCUUCCUCGUCUACCGAAUCGAAAAUCGAAUGGAUCCAGCUCUCCCCUACCGAACGCGCCCAAGGCCGCGAAAACUACGACUUCUACUGCUUCCUCAUCUGGCCCUUUAUCGAAGCCGCCUGGCUCGGCGCAAUAAGCCUAAUGAUGCUUACACCCCCUCUAUCCUCCUCAUCUUCCUCCUCCUCCUCCUCUUCAUCACCACCAACAACACCUCAGUCGCCAAAAUGGCUCGACCAAAAGAAAACCCAAGACCACGCCCAACUCCUCGGCAAAACCCUCUACCACCAAGGCGACCUCUCCUACUUCGAAGCCGUAAACAAGGAAACGCUGAAAAACGCCUACACGCGGUUCCAAGAGGAAGGCAUGAUUGUCGUGUCCCGCCCGCGCAACGGCGAGGGGUCCGCGAAGAAAAACAAGAAUGCGGCAGGGAUACGCUUGGCGGAUGAGUGGGUGCCGCAGCGGAAAACGGAUGGAACAGCGAGUAUCAUUGCGGAGGGCCCGUUGUGGCGGUUUGCAGAGAGGAUUAGUGCGAGUAGGCGGGAGGGUAAGAAUCGCCGGGAUGGAGCGACGGUGCAGAAUAGGGUUUUGGGGCUUGUGGAUGUUGUGGCCAAGGGGCUAUGGGAGGAUACGAGUGCGGUUGUUGAGGAGGGUGAAGGGGUGGGAGGAGGGGAGGGGCAAGGGGGAGAGACUAAGACGAAGAGUAUGCGGAAGAGGGGGAACAUGGCGAGGCUUUGA